Molecule: messenger RNA, 1812 nt
Organism: Rotaria sordida
Lineage: Eukaryota; Metazoa; Rotifera; Eurotatoria; Philodinida; Philodinidae
Source: the annotation of a GenBank genome assembly
AUGAUACAUAUGGAAGAAUCAAAUCAACAACAAAAGCAACAACGUCAACAAUAUUCUAUGCGUCCGAUAAUAAAUUUUUUACAAGGUGUUGCAUUCACUAUAUUUGUAUUUACUAUUCUACUUGUUAUUUAUUUAAUAAUUACUUAUUUUACUCGUCUUGAACCACAUAAUAAUUAUGGUAUUGUAUUUGAUGCUGGUAGUUCACAUACAGAAAUGUUUGUUUAUUAUUGGCCAGCCGAUAAAUCUGAUGGUUUAGGUACAACAUCAACAGUUAAUGAAUAUUUUGUUUGCCCAUUAAUGGCAGUAAAUGUAACUGAUCCAAUAAAACAAGGCGAAUUUAUUAAACUUAAAGCUAUAUCUGAUUUUGAACAACAUCUUGAUUCAUUAGCUGAUUAUUUUCAACCUUGUUUAACAAAAGCUAUUUUAAAAAUUCCAUCAAAUCGUCAUAAAGUUUCACCAAUUUUUCUUGGUGCAACAGCUGGUAUGCGUUUAACAUUAUUACGUAAUGCAACAAGAGCAAAACAAGUAUUAGAAACAAUACGUGAAAUUUUUUCAAAUACACCAUUUCAAUUUGUCGUUGCUCGUCAAGUACGAAUAUUAACUGGUAUGGAAGAAGCUGUUGAUGGUUGGAUAACAACAAAUCUUUUGUUAGAAAAAUUUAAACAUCGACAUGCACGAAGGAGUCAAUUAGAAGGUCCAAAAUCAGAAGAUGAAUUCGAUCCUUAUAUGGUUGGUGUACUUGACUUAGGUGGUGCUUCAACACAAGUUACAUUUACAUAUAAAGAUAAUGUUAAUAAUGAAUCAAUUCCUGAUGAAUUUACAACGAGUAUUUCGUUAUUUGAUACUGUUUAUAAUCCAUAUGCGCAUAGUUAUUUAUGCUGGGGUAAACAUGAAGCAUUAAAACGUUAUCGAGCUCGUCUUCUUAAUGCUGCACUUAGUACAAAACGAUUAUAUUUAUCAAAUACAAAACAGAUUCUUGUACGUGAUCCAUGUUUAACUGUUGGUGCAAAUGAUACAUUAACAAUGAAUAGUCUAUUUCGUUCAUCAUGUACAGCUAAUGAAAAACAAGUAUAUCAUACACGUACAAAUAUAACAACAUUUAAAUUUAUUGGAACGGGAAAUGCUAGUCAAUGUCGACAAAAUAUUAUUAAUUUAUUUGAUGCUAAACGUAAUGAUAAAACAGUUAAUUGUUCAUAUAAACAAGAAUAUUGUACAUUUGAUCAUACAUUUCAACCAGAUUUACCUGACAAUAUAUAUUUUAUUGGUUUAUCUGGAUAUUACUAUGUAUUUAAUAAUCUUGCAUUUGGUAUGCCAAAACGCGAAGGAUUAACAACUGAACGAUACAGGCUUAGAGAUUUUCCACCAGAAGUACUUACUCCACGUCUUUUCAAUGUUUGUGAAACACAUUAUCAAACACUUCGUCUCCAAGAAAAUAUUACAUCAGAAAAUGAACAACACAAACGAGGUUUAUGUUUUGAUGCAUGGUAUAUGUGGCUUUUAUUAACACAUGCUAUUGGUUUUAAAGAAAAUGAUUUAAAACGUUUAAAUUUUGCUAAUACAUUUCCAACAGGCAAAGUUGGUUGGACACUUGGUUAUAUGAUAAAUCAAACAAAUUACAUUCCAGCUGAAUAUCGAGAAAAAAAAUUAAGUAAAACUGAUUUUAUAGGUUGGUUAUCGGCUUCAUUAAUAAUUACUUUAAUUACAUUGAUAUUUCUUCUUCUUACAUGUUAUAUAUGUUGUCAAAAAAAAUUCAAUAUAAUAACGAGAAGUAAAGAUGGUUAUAACAAACCAAAUGAACAUGCAAAUAUUUAA